Ziziphus jujuba (common jujube) is the source of this 2241-nucleotide messenger RNA. Its product is annotated as protein FD. Gene Ontology annotation, molecular function: DNA-binding transcription factor activity. The transcript is spliced from 3 exons. The record is from RefSeq and is a predicted model, not a curated record. Bases 231 to 1055 code for a protein of 274 amino acids. Gene Ontology annotation, biological process: positive regulation of DNA-templated transcription. NCBI's taxonomy places the organism in Eukaryota, Viridiplantae, Streptophyta, Magnoliopsida, Rosales, Rhamnaceae. Gene Ontology annotation, cellular component: nucleus.
UGAUCAUCAUCGUCAUCAUAAUAAUAAUAACUUAUAGUUGAUAAAAACCAGCUCCGCAGGCCAAGACUCAGGUCUGGCUUGCUCUUUCAGUUUGGGAGCGGCUCAAGUAAUGGUUUCGUAAUUUUGUCAUUAUUCCCACUUCUCACAAAAAGUCUCAGAAAACCACCACUCUUAACACCACCAUAACCCAUUAUUUGUUUCUCAAUUCUGUGUCUGUAAUUUGGCUCUCAAUGUUGUCAUCAACGGGUGGUGAAAAAACCCACCACUCCAAAACCAACAAGUGUCUCUCUCCCACGUUAUUCUCUUCACUUAGACCGACACCGCAAAGAACCAUGGAAGAAGUCUGGAAGGACAUCAAUCUGUGUUCUCUUCCCGAAACUGGUCCAGCAAUCAGGCUUUACAAUACUAGUAAUGGUAAUCCCAACCACCCAUCUUCAUCCUCAGACUUCCGUAAUAUGAUCCUCCAAGAUUUCCUCGCACGCCCAUUUGCCAAUAAUAAUAAUAACAAUAAACCACCACCACCGCCACCGACAACCACCGUCGACGUCUCCACCGCCACCACCAACGAAACCACCCUCUAUACUGCACUGCCUCCUCCGGCCACGGCUCUGAGCUUGAAUUCCGGUCCCGAUCACUUUCAUUUUCUUGAUAACUCUGGCCACCCUGCUCUUGCUACGUCUGAUUCUUGUAAUUUACACGCCAACAGCAACAACAGCAAUGUUUCUUCUUUUUCAUGUCCGUUUGAGGCUUUGGCCGCCUCUUCUCCAUCUUUUGGGAAAAAAAGGUUCCCGGAAUUGGAAUCCGGUUCCGGUGACCGCCGGCAUAAGCGUAUGAUCAAGAACCGUGAGUCAGCUGCUCGAUCAAGAGCUAGAAAGCAGGAAUGCAUCUGUCCAAAACUGCUUAUACCAAUGAGUUGGAGCUUGAAGUUGCACAUUUACUGGAAGAGAAUGCAAGACUCAAAAGACAGCAAGAACAGUCGUCAGUAUUGUCAAGCAGCGACUGCUCAACUUCCCAAAAAGAAAACGCUACAGCGAACGUCAACGGCUCCAUUUUAAGAAAUCUCAGAUAGACAGACAGAGAGUGAGAGCCUUCGUUAAAAGCAGUCUCUUUGGAGCUUGGUUAUUUAAUUGUGGUUUCUACUUUCUAUGUCUUGUGUGGCAAAUGGGUUUUCCUUUAUGCCAUAUAUAAAUGGUAAGCAUCUAAAUAUAAAUCGAAGAUUUUAAGGUAGAACCAUGACCAAGACUCUCAAUCUUUGUAUGAAAGAGAUUGUGUUUUUCCAUUUCUUUGGAGCGUCUUGUUUGUUUAUUUUGUUGCUGUCUUUUUUCUUUUUUCUUUUUUUUUUUUUUUCCUUUUUUUUAAUCCUUGAGACUUUCAUUCGUUGACUCUUUUUCGAACCCAAUUUUUUUUUUCCCUUAUUUAAAUUAAAAGUAGAAACUUUUUUAUUACUUAGUUAAGAAAUAAUUUGUUUUGGGUUAAGUUGGGGUUGAGGACGAGAUAAGGGGUAAAGGACCAAUUAUAUCUUUUGGUGAAUAAAGGGCCAGUCGCAUAAUAAGUCCAAGAGAAUUGCAUAGCUUAUAGAAAAGGUGGAACACUUCUCUUUGUUUUGUUGAGUAGUACUGGCUAUCACUUUCACAUCUUCUUAUCCCUUAUCUUCUUCCUCCAUCACGCCGUCUACUGCGUACGCUAACCUUUUUCUUUCUCCUCAGUAUGACAGCCAUUGAUGCUUCCUUUUGUUGGGUAUAUCUGAUUGGGCCUUUGUAUUUGAUUUUUGUUUUCCUGCUUCCCAAAAGACUUCAAUGUGGGUCAACACCAUUAUAGCAUAAUACUAAUAAUGUUUGUGAACUUGUUAUUUACUUCAACCAUCUGCUUUAUAUAUAUAUAUAUAUAUAUAUAAUGGUUGUAUUAUAUUUUACUGGUUGAAGCUGUUUGUGGGUCAAAACAAUGAGAAAUUAAAGGGUGUUUGUGGGCUCAGUUUUUAUACACCUUUAAUUUAGUUCCAAUUGGUCAUAUGUCGAGUUAAGUUUUACUUUAGUUUUUGGUUGAUGGAUUUGCAAUGUUCUUGUUUCUUCAAAUAUUAGGCUUUCUUCUGUCUAAGUCAGAAGUCACUACCGUAUCAUUUUACGGUUAAAUUACGAUUGCGAAAGUAAAAUAUAAAUAGUAUACGUACUUGGUGGGAGAUUCAAAGAGUUUGGAGAUCCAUUUACUUUCUUUCUCUAACAAUGUACAUAUUUCAUUUUUCUA